Molecule: messenger RNA, 21758 nt
Organism: Diceros bicornis minor
Lineage: Eukaryota; Metazoa; Chordata; Mammalia; Perissodactyla; Rhinocerotidae
Gene: SYNE2
Product: spectrin repeat containing nuclear envelope protein 2
Exons: 116
Coding region: 48-20879 (6943 amino acids)
Cellular component (GO): membrane
Molecular function (GO): protein binding
Source: RefSeq, a predicted model, not a curated record
CUUCUUCAACUGACAUGGACAUGGUAUAAUCUCCACUGAGUCAAAGGAUGGCAUCUAGUUCUGUGCUUCCCCCCGAAGAUGGACAGGUUUCCCUGGGCAUCGAUGAUCUCCAUAUUUCACUGCAAGCUGAACAGGAGGACACUCAGAAGAAAACCUUCACCUGCUGGAUAAACUCACAGUUGGCAAAGCACACUCCUCCCUCAGUUAUAUCAGACCUAUUCACGGACGUUAAAAAGGGUCAUGUCCUCCUGGACCUGCUAGAAGUGCUCUCAGGACAACAGUUGCCUCGAGAUAAAGGAUCGAAUACAUUCCAGUGUAGAAUCAAUAUAGAACAUGCCCUGACAUUCCUAAAAAACCGAUCCAUCAAGCUAAUAAAUAUUCAUGUUACUGAUAUUAUAGACGGAAACCCAUCCAUUAUUCUUGGCUUAAUUUGGACAAUUAUACUGCACUUUCAUAUUGAGGAGCUUGCCCAGACUCUUUCUUGCAAUUACAAUCAACCUUCCCCGGACAGUGUGAGUGUGGUUGACUCAUCUCCUACCUCAAGUCCUCCAGCUAAGAAAUGCUCCAAAGCCAAAGAAAGAUGGCAGAUGUCUGCAAAGAAGGCUCUUCUCUUGUGGGCUCAGGAGCAAUGUGCCAUGUAUGAGUCUGUCAGUGUGACAGAUUUUAAGUCAAGCUGGAGAAAUGGGGUGGCUUUUUUGGCCAUCAUUCAUGCCUUGCGACCAGACCUAAUUGACAUGAAGAGUGUGAAGCAUAGAUCCAACAAAGACAAUCUGAAAGAGGCCUUUAGAAUCGCAGAACGAGAAUUAAAAAUCCCCAAACUGCUGGAACCGGAAGAUGUGGAUGUUGUUAAUCCUGAUGAAAAGUCAAUCAUGACCUAUGUGGCACAGUUUCUGCAGUAUUCAAAGAAUGCACCUGAGGCUGGAGAUAAAGCUCAGGGAAAGAUGAAAGAUGCUGUGGUCUGGUUAACUCUACAAGAGAAAAAACUACAGAAAGUGCUAAAGGAUUCAGAAAAUGAGACCUUCUUUAAAAAGUAUGAAAGCUUGCUGUCCUUUUUGGAGUUAUUCAAUGAAGAAAAAAACCUCUUUUUGGAUGUCCUGUCCAUGAAAAGGCAUCUGGAUGAGCUGAAUGAAGAUCAGUUACAGUUGAAAGAAGCCUGGGAUGGCCUCAACUACCAGAUUAAUGUGUGGAAAACACAGCUGAAUGAUGGCUUGCCAUCGCCCCUCCAUCAAAUCGAAGCUUGGCUCCAGGAGGUGGAGGAGCUUGUAGAUGAAGACUUGCCAGCCUUCCAGGAUUACUCUGAAGCCAUGGCUCUAAUGCAAGAGAAGAUUACUUUAUUCAAGAGUCUGAUGGAUAAAUUUGACUGUCAUUUGAAUACUCUCCUGGCAUUUGAAAAUAGAGAUGAAAAACAUUUGCCAUUGGUACCACCUAACAAAUUGGAGGAAAUGAAAAGACGAAUCAACAAGAUUUCAGGGAACAAAUUUGUUCCACUUCUAGAAUUUCAUUACUAUAAGUGCUCAGUUCUUGGUUUGCUAGAUGAAGUCAAGUCAAAAAUGGAUGUUUGGAACAGCAAAUAUGGGAGCAAAGAUUCUGUGGAAUUACUGCUGGAAGACUGGCACAAAUUUAUUGAAGAAAAGGAGUUCCUAGCUCAACUUGAAACUUCUUUUCAAAAAUGUGAAGAAAUUCAUAAGAAUUUGGCUGGAGAAUAUCAGAAUAUUAGUGAACAAUAUACGAUGGUGGAAUCUAAUCUUUGUAUGUAUAGAAAAAAUAUAUACAAUGUGAAGUCCACUCUACAACAAGUCCUGGCAUCCUGGGCUACUUAUGCGGAGAAGCUUCGCUUACUGAAGGCUUGUUUCGAGGAGACAAAGAAGGAACAAAUUACAGAGGUUCCCUUUGAGACACUAUCCCAGUGGAAUCUAGAACAUAUUACUUUAAAUGAAGUGGGAAAUUUCUUAAUUCAAGUCAGCAAUGAUGAAGUUGGAUCAUCUAUUUCUAAAGAACUGAGAAGGCUGAAUAAAAGAUGGAGAAAGUUUAUUACAAAAACUCAGCUUGAAAUGAACCUGCCACUUAUAAAAAAACAGGAUCAGCCCAUUCUUGACAAUUCUGGAAAUAUUCAACUAUCUAAAGAAGAAAAACCAACUGUUGAUUUUUCAACAGAUAUGUCACUAGAACUUCCUGAAAAUCACAAUCAGAAUAUAAAGGCUGAGGAAGAACGUGAAAAAGAAAAUGAAGAAGUCACAGGACAACUAAAAGUGGCUGAAGAGGUUGAAAAACUCAUUGGACAAGUGGAAGUCUGGGAGGCAGAAACCACAUCUGUUUUGGAUCUUCUGAGACAUCAAGAUGAUGUGGACACCUCAAUGGAAGAAUCUUUGCAGCAUCUUAUUGCCAAAGGCUCUAUGUAUGAAGAGCUUGUGUCUAGAACUGAAGACACUUUACAGAUGGAUGUACAAAAUAUUUCAAGCCAGGAGUCUCUGCAACAUGUUCUCACAGCUGGGCUUCAGGCAAAGAUUCAAGAAGCUAAAGAGAAAGUCCAGAUCAAUUUGGUAAAAUUAGGUGCAGUGUUGAAGGACUCAGCUAAUGUUUCACCAGACCUGGAUGUCAGGCUGAAGAUGGAAGAAGCACAGAAGGAACUUGAGUCAUACAUUACGAGAGCUGAGCAGUUACUUGGCCAAAGCGAGAGCCGGAGUGGACUAAUUUCAAAAUAUAAGGAAGCCCUAAUAAUUUUUAACACUAAAAGUCUGGCCAAGUAUUUGAAAGCUGUUGAAGAACUGAAAAAUAAUGUGACUGAGGAUGUAAAGCUGUCUUUGGAAGUAAAGAGUAGAGAUGUCUGUGCCAAGUGGGAGUCUCUUCAUCAUGAAAUGUCUUUGUAUAUUCAACAACUAAAAAUAGACAUUGAAAAAGGAAAACUUAGUGACAGUAUUUCAAAACUUGAAAAACAAAUAAAUAAAGAAAAGAAACUAAUUCGCAGAGGAAGGACCAAGGGUCUCAUCAAGGAACAUGAGGCCUGCUUUUCUGAGGAAGGCAGUCUGUACCAGCUUGAUCACCACAUGGACGUCCUGCGGGAGCUGUGUGAAGAGCUGACUUCACAGAAGAGUCAACAAGAACUGAGGAGAGUGCUCAAAGAUUAUGAACAAAAGAUAGAAAGGCUUCGGAAAAGUGCUUCUGAGAUUCAUAUGACACUGCAGCCUACGCUGGGAGGCACGUCAAAGAACAAGGGGAUCAUGAACACAUCUGAGAAUGGAGGAAGGAAUACCCACAGUGAGGUACCAUCUGCAAAAUCCGAUAAUCAGCCAUCAACUGAAAAGGCAAUGGAAUCGAUUAAGAAUUUUAGCCUGGAAUCUGAGUUAAAGCCUGCACAGGAAGAAAGCAUUAUGGAGAAGUGUGGAAAGGAUCACAGUGCAUCUGUGAAUAGUUUACUAGAGAGGUAUGAAACACACAGAGAAACUCUUGAACUACACCUGCAAAACAACAAAUUCAGGAUUACUUCUGAUUUCUCGAGUGACAAGGACAGAAGUAGCACUUGUCUGCAGGAAAAACUGACAGAUCUAUGGGUCUUAAAAAAUGAAACCGAUGCUUGCUGGAAAGAGUUUGAAAUCAUUUCAUUGAAGGUAGAAGAACUUGAGAGUGACAUAAAGAAGCCUUCUAUAGUUAAGGCAAGAGACAGAUUAAAGGAAAAAGAAAGAGAGCUUCAGAUGAAUCUUAACACCAGAAUGGAGUCUUUAGAGACCGCACUGCAGAUUGUGGUACCCGUGGAGAAGGAGUCGCUCCUUCUCUGUGGCUCAGACCUGCUCCUCCGUGAAAUGGCCAUUCAAGAAUUUCUUCUCAGUGAUGCUGAUGGCAUUUAUCAAAACCUGGGGAAUAUCCAAGAUUCCAUGGCAAAACAGAUUGAAAUAUGUAACAACUUGGAACAGUCAUGCAACUCUCCAUUAAAGGAAUUACACCCUCUUGAUCUACAUGCUGCACAGAAUAUUAUAUUGAAACACAGAACACAACUCGAAGAAAUGAACCACAAGGUGCAGAGGAGUAAAGAUGCCCUCAAAACUCUGGAAGAUUUUUUGGCUUCUCUGAGAACAGUUGAAAUCCCUUCUGAGCUUGUUACAAACCUUCCAGCCUCAGAUACACAGGUGGAACCAGAAAAUACUUUGACAGUAGAAAGUAAAGAGGAAGAAAUCCAUCUGAUGAAAGACAAGGCCAGACAUUUGGAUAAACGUUUGAAGAUGCUUGAUAUAAGCUUUAAAGAUGCUGAACGGGGUGAAGAUACCUCCUGUGAAAAACUUCUUGAUGCUGUGUCCAAAAACUUAUUUGAGACACAUGGCUAUGGCAGACAGGAGGAACUCACUGAAGAAGACAAAUUACUAGAGACAUGUAUUUUCAAAAAUAAUGAACUCCUGAAAAAUAUCCAAGAUGUGCACAAUCAAGUCAGUAAAAUUGGUCUGAAGGAUCCAACCGUUCCAGCUGUAAAACAAAGGAAAAAAUCAUUAAUCAGACUGGAUAAGGAUCUAGAUGAAUAUGAAGAAGAGAAGAAACACUUGCAAGAAAUGGCAAAUUCUCUUCCACAAUUCAAAGAUGGCAGAGAAAAAGCUCUGAAUCAACAGUGCCAAGAUACAGCACUCUUGUGGGAGAACACAAAAGCUUCGGUCAUUGAAUGCCUUGACCAAUGUGAAAGAGUUUUGGAGCUCUUAAAACAAUACCAGAAUUUUAAAAGUAUCUUGACAACUUUGAUUCAAAAAGAAGAGAAUGUCAUCUCCCUUCAGGCUUCAUACAUGGGAAAGGAGAACUUGAAGAAAAGGAUAGCAGAGAUUGAAAUUGUCAAAGAAGAAUUUAGUGAACAUUUAGAAGUUGUAGACAAGAUUAACCAGAUCUGCAAAAAUCUACAAUUUCAGCUAAAUAAAAUGAGAACCUUUGAAGAGCCUCCUUUUGAGAAAGAGGCUAAUAUUAUUGUGGAUAGAUGGCUUGAUAUAAAUGAGAAGACAGAAGACUACUAUGAAAAUCUUGGUCGAGCUCUUGCUUUAUGGGACAAACUUUUUAACUUAAAAAAUGUCAUUGAUGAGUGGACUGAAAAGGUCCUUCAAGAAAUGGAAUUACAUCAACUGACUGAAGAGGAAAGAGAAAAGCUGAAGGACGAGUUACAAGUCCAUGAACAAAACUCUUCAGAAUUUUCUAAAAGAGUGGCUAAAAUACAGUUUUUGCUUCAAAGUAGUGAAAUACCUCUUGAAUUGCAGGUCAUGGAGUCCUCUAUUUUGAACAAUAUAGAACAGGUGAAAAUGCGUUUAACAGGAGAAUCCAACUGCUGUGCACUCAGUGGCAGCACAGCUGAGCUAAGGGAGGAUCUGGACCAAGCCAAGACCCAGAUUGGAAUGACAGAGUCCCUCUUAAAAGCCCUGUCUCCUUCUGACAGCUUGGAGAUCUUUACUAAACUAGAGGAGAUACAACAGCAGAUUCUACAGCAAAAGCACAGUAUGAUAUUACUUGAGAAUCAAAUAGGUUGUCUGACUCCUGAACUCUCUGAAUUAAAAAAGCAAUAUGAAAGUGUCAGUGAUUUAUUUAAUACUAAAAAAAGUGUUUUGCAAGAUCACUUUUCCAAGUUACUGAAUGAUCAGUGCAAGAACUUUAAUGACUGGUUCAGCAACAUUAAAAUGAACCUUAAGGAGUGUUUUGAAUCAUCAGAAACAAAAAAGAGCAUGGAACAAAAGCUACAAAAACUUUCUGAUUUCUUGACUCUUGAAGGAAGAGGCAGUAAAAUACAGCAGGUGGAGACUGUACUGAAUCACGUGAAGAAACAUCUGCCCAAAGCACACAUUAAAGAGCUUAACAGUUGGAUUGUAAGUCAAGAAACUGAAUUAGAAAAAAUGGAGUCCAUAUGCCAGGUGCAAGCAAAGGAGCUUGAUGGCUACUUGCAGCAGCUACUGAGACUCCAGGAUGACCACAGAAACCUGAGUAAGUGGUUGACUAAUCAAGACGAGAAAUGGAAAGAAAUGGAAGAAUCAGGAGAGAAAACUGAGCUAUUUUGCCAAACUCUAGCCAGAAAGAGGGAACAGUUUGAAUCUAUGGCCCAGUUGAACAACUCUUUGAAGGAAUAUGGGCUUACUGAAGAAGAAGAAAUAAUAAUGGAAUCAACACAUUUGAUUGAUAGAUACCAGACAUUGAGACGGUUAUGUGAAACUGAUGAAGAUGAUAAGUUACUUCCUGCUGAGGACCAGAGCUUUAAAGAUCUUGCACAUGAUGUAAUUUGUUGGAUAACAGGGAUUAAAGAGUCCCUUAUGGUUUUGAAUUCAUCUGAAGGCAAAAUGACACUUGAGGAAAGAAUCCAAAAAAUAAAGGAAAUCAUUUUACUAAAGCCUGAAGGGGACGCUAAAAUACAGAGCAUCAUGAGUCAGGCUGAGAGCAGCAAGGCUCCCUUGGUUCCACAGACCCUUACUGAUAUCAAGAACCAGUGGGACAACACGCUCCGUUUAGCCAACACGUAUCUAAGCCAUCAAGAAAAGCUUCUACUAGAAGGAGAGAAGUAUUUGCAGAGUAAGGAGGAUCUGAGAUUAAUGCUCACAGAACUGAAAAAAAAACAAGAAGUGGGCUUUGCUCUGCAACAUGGUUUGCAGGAGAAGAAAGCUCAGUUAAAAAUUUAUAAGAAAUUUCUCCAGAAAGCACAAGAUUUGACAUCCUUGCUAAAGGAGUUAAAAUCUCAAGGAAAUUACCUCUUAGAGUGCACUAAAAACCCCAGCUUCAGUGAAGAGCCUUGGCUGGAAAUAAAGCAUCUACACGAAAGUCUUCUUCAACAACUACAGGACUCUGUUCAAAAAUUGGAAGGUCAUGUUCAAGAACACCACUCAUACCAGGUUUGCGUCAUAGACCUGAACUCUGCAUUGGACAACAUCUCCGAGGAAUUUGUCGGUUUUUCUGAUGAGCCUGUGGAUCAAAAAGCACUUGAGGAAAAACUGCAGAAACUGCAGGAACUAGAGGAUAGACUCAGUUUACAAGAUGGCAUGUUAGAAAAGAUUGUAGCUUUAGCAAAAUCCAUCAAGCAAAAUACAUCUUCAGUGGGACAGAAGAUUAUUAAAGAUGAUAUAAAAUCCCUUAAGUGUAAACAAAAAGAUUUGGAAAACAGACUUGAAUCUGCUAAGCAGGAGACGGAAAAUUGUCUCCACAGCAUUCUCAAAUCAAAAUGCUCAACAGAAAAGAAAGAAAAGUUGUCUUCAGCAGUCAGAGAGAAGCAGGUCACGUCUGCCGUACAGGAGUCCACUCAGAACUCAGCUGCAGUGGAAAAGUUGGAGGAAGACGGGGAAAUAAACAAGAAUUCAGCUGUGGAAAUGGUUUUAUCAAAACAACUUUCUCUUGAUGUUCAAGAAAGCAUGAAAAACACUGAAGAUGAGCAGAAAGUCAAUGAGCUGCAAAAUCAACCUUUAGAAUUAGAUGUUAUGUUAAGAAAUGAACAGUUAAAAGAGAUAGAGAAAUUAUAUACCCAGUUAGAAGCAAAGAAGGCAGCCAUUGAACCACUGGAACAAACUGAAGACCUCAACGAAACAGAAAUAAGUGCCUCAGUUCUCCCCAGUACAAGCUUUUCAGUGCACCACUUGGACCAUCUGCUUCAGGCGCUUAUUACUUUGAAGAAAAAUAAAGAAAGCCAAUGUUGUCUCCUUAAAGAUUUUCAGGAACACCUCACUGCAGUUGAAUCCUUAAUGAAAGCCUUGUUGACGGAAAAGGACAGUCUAAAAGUGGGAUCACUGGACAGUGCAACCUAUCUGGACAAAAUUAAAAAAUUCCUCACAUCAAUAGAAAAAGAGAAAUGUUCUUUAAGCAAGAUGAAAAUUGAAUGGGAAAAUUUAUCAAACUGUCUGACUGACAUGGAUAAGAAGAUGUUGGAAAGCCAGAUCAAGCAGCUUGAACAUGGUUGGGAACAAGUGGAACAACUGAUCCAAAAGAAGUAUACUCAACAAGUAGUGGAACACGAUGAAUUUACAUUUCUCAUGAGUAAGAUCCAAGACCUUGAGAUUUCUCUGCAGCAGCAGCAGCAGCAGUGUUUACAGUUAAGACUGAACUCUCCAGAACAGGAAGGGAACCUAAGCUUAAUUGACUUGGCCACUGAACUCCAGACUAUCAAGCAUAGAUUUUCUGUUUUAAAGGGGCGAGCUGAACUUCAGAUGAAGAGGAUUUGGGGAGAAAAAGAAAAGAAGAUUUUGGAAGAUGCAAUAAAUAAUUUGCAGCAGCACUUGGAAGCAUUGGAGCCGUUAAACAUAGAGGUGGAAAAUCAGAUCAAGAAGUGUGACGUAAGGACCAAGGUGAAGCAGACUGUCUUAUGGGUCAAGAAUCUGUUAGGCGAACUCAUUCCUACCAUUCCUCUUCUCCCAGAUGACAUUCUUUUGCAGAUCAGAAAAUGCAAAGUGAUGCACGAUGGCAUUCUGGAUAAGCAGCAGGCUGUGGAGUCGUUGGUUGAAGAGGUCAAAGAUAACAUUCCUAACCUUACAGCACAUGAAAGCAAUGAUUUAAAUAACCUCCUACAGAACUUACAAAAUCGAUACCAAAUGCUAGUUUUAAAAUCAACUCAAAGAUCACAGCAAUUAGAAUUUGAAUUGGAAGAAAGAAGCAAAUUUCUUGCAGUAAUAGAGAAGGUUCAGCGUUCACUUCACGGAAACGAAACACUGAUAAUUCCCAAAAUGGAAACAGCCUCAACAGAAGCUGAACUGGAACAUCAGUGUGUCACCUUGACGACUUCUCAGAAGGAACUGCAAGAAAUUGACAGUAUAAUCUCAGCACAUCUUCAGGAACUGACGAACAUCUAUAAGGAUCUAAGUGUGUUUGAAAAAUUAUUUUUGGAUGAUCAAUUGAAAAAUCUUAAGACUAGAGCCAACAGAACACAAAGAUUCAUUCAUAACAAAUGUAAUGAAGUAGAACACAAGAUAAAUUUUUACAGAGAAUUCCAUGAAAAAACAUCUGUGCUUCAGCAGGAGGUUGAUAAUAUACAGCACAAUGAACUGCUACUAAAUCAAGAAGUAAAUCAAGAUGUUAAAGAGGAGUUCUAUCAUCUCAAAGACCGACUCACUGGUAUUCAAUCUAGUAUCUUACAAGUAUUGAAACUUAAAGAAGCGUUUGACUGUGUAGGACUAAACUGGGAUUGUUCGCAACUUGACCAGUUACAAACCCUAGUAUUUGAAAAAGAAAAGGAACUUGAAGGAAAAAUUAGGCAGUUGGACACAUUUGUGGAAGAACAUGGCAAAUAUCAAACAUCAUUAAGUAAAUUGAGGGCUAUGGAUUUGCAAAUUAAGAAAAGGGCUGAAGCAGUACUAAAAACACCUUAUACUUCACCAGAAAGCAAUCUGCUCACUGCUCAGAUUUUGAAUCAGAGAAUCGAGAAAGCCAUGUGCUUGUAUCAUGAGAUAAUAAAGAAAUUAAGUGAAAAUAAAGCCUUUGAUGACUCAUUCAAAGAGAAAGAAAUACUACAAAUAAAACUGUAUGUAGAAGAAAAUGAUAAGUUACACACGGUUCUCCAAAACAUAGUAUUAGAAUUCCAACCGAAAGAAAUGGAUGAAAAGAAUUUUCAGGACAAACUGGAAAAUUCCUUACAUGUUUUAAAUCAGAUAAAAUCUCAAUUACAGCAGCCUUUACUUAUAAAUUUGAAAACUGAACAUAUUCAAAGUGAAAAGGAUAACUGUGAAGUGUUUCAAGAACAAGUUCAGGCAGAAAUGGAUAGCAUUAAGGCUGUGACUGUUACUGAGAAGCAAAGAGAAGAAAACUCUUCUGAAGUGAGUGAUAUGGAGAACAAAUUACGUGACGUUGAAGAUCUUCACAUGCAGCUUAACGCAAGCAUUGAUUUGCGCACAAAUGUCUUGAAUGAUGCUUAUGAAAAUACGACACGCUAUGAUGAAGCAGUCACCAGGGCGGUGGGGAUCAUCACUGCCCUUGAAGCCAUCUUUGCAUCCCAGAGGGUAGACCUUGUUAAUCCAGAAAAAUCACUAGAGAUGCCUCGCUGGAAGCAGGAGGAAUUGGAAUCCACAAUAGCAGUCAUCCAGGACCUCACCGAGAAACUGGGGACUAUAUCUAGCCCUGAAGCCAAACAACAACUUCAGUGUACUUUACAGGAAUUAGUUUCUAAAAACUCAGCCAUGAGGGAGACAGCCAAAGGAAAGGAAGCUGAAAUAGAAAGGUGUCUCGAGAAUUACAAAUGCUACAGAAAAAUUAAAGAGGAAAUUUACACUAACCUCGGCCAAAUGGAGACGGUUCUUGGGCAGUCCAUGUCCCCGUUGCCAGUGUCUUACAAAGAAGCUUUAGAACGCUUGGAACAGAGCAAGGCCUUGGUGUCAAAUCUUGUAUCAACCAAAGAAGAGCUGAUGAAACUACGACAGGUCCUCAGACACUUGAGGCCCACGUGCACAGACAGUGAUGGCGUAUGUCUGUUCAGAACAGUGUCGGCCCUCUGGGAGAAAUGGCUGAGUUUGCUGGAAGCUGCUAAAGAGUGGGAAAUGUGGUGUGAAGAACUUAAGCAGGAGUGGAAAUUUGUCAGUGAAGAAAUUGAACGAGAAGCAAUUAUUUUAGAUAAUCUUCAAGAAGAGCUCCCUGAAAGUUCCAAAACAAAAGAGGCAGCCACCACAGAGGAACUCUCUGAGCUGCUAGACUGUUUAUGCCAAUAUGAAGAGAAUGUGGAGAAGCAGCGGCUGUUACUGACUCUGCUUCUUCAGCGCAUAAAAAGCAUCCAGAACGCUCCUGAAUGCUUAGAGGCCGUGGAAACUGUGCCAGCAUUUCAAGAGAUUACCUCUAUGCAAGAACGAUGCAACAAGCUUUUUCAGAAAGCUCAAAGAAAUAAGGAAUUGAUGCAGAAUGAAAUUGAAGAAAGACAUGCUUUCGCAAAAGAAAUAGUUAGUUUGAAGAAUUUAUUUCGACAGACCACAACUUCUUUCCAAAAUAUAGCUAUACAAGACCACCCAGGAAAGGCAGAACAGUUUGAGGAGCUUCAAAGCAUUCUUAAUAAAGGGAAACUAACUUUUGAGAAUAUUAUGGAAAAACUGCGAAUCAAGUAUGCUGAAAUGUACACCAUAGUCCCUGCAGAGAUUGAAUCCCAGGUGGAAGAAUGCAGAAAAGCUUUAGAAGACGUAGAGGAGAAGGUUAGCAAUGAAGUCUUGAAAAGUUCACCAUCAUAUGCAAUGAAUAGAAAAAUAGAUGAAAUUAACAAUGGGCUUUAUAAUGUUGAAAAGAUGUUGCAACAGAAAAGCAAAAAUAUUGAGGAAGCUCAAGAAAUUCAAAAGAAAAUGUGGGAUGAGCUAGAUCUCUGGCAUUCCAAGCUAAAUGAGCUGGAUUCUGAAGUUCAGGACGUUGUUGAACAGGAUCCAGGACAGGCUCAAGAGUGGAUGGAUAAGCUGAUGGUUCCUUUCCAGCAGUAUCAGCAAGUAUCACAGAGAGCAGAAUCCAGAACCUCACAGUUAAAUAAGGCCACAAUUAAGAUGGAGGAGUAUCAUGAGCUUUUGAAGAGUACUGAGGCGUGGAUAGAAAAUACCAAUCGUUUGCUGGCUAAUCCUGCUGACUAUGACUCUUCCAAGACGCUGAGUCACCACGCUAGCACCCUUCAGAUGGCUUUGGAAGAUUCAGAACAGAAGCACAAUCUUUUACAUUCAAUCUUCACGGAUCUAGAAGACUUGUCAAUAAUUUUUGAAACAGAUGAUUUAGCACGGUCUGUACAAGAGUUAAGUCGUCAAGUGACAGCUUUACAACAAAAAAUCAUGGAAAGUCUUCCACAGAUUCAGCGAAUGGCUGAUGAUGUGGUUGCUAUUGAAACUGAAGUAAAAUCAAUGGAAAAAAGAGUUUCUAAAAUCAAAACUAUCCUGUUAUCAAAAGAAAUAUUUGAUUUUUCACCAGAAGAACAUCUUAAGCAUGGGGAGGUCAUACUUGAAAAUAUUCGUCCCAUGAAGAAAACCAUUGCUGAAAUAGCGUCUUACCGAGUGGAGCUGAGGGUACCCCAGGCGGGAAUGAAACCUCUGCCCGUGUUUCAGCGGACAGAUCAGCUUUUACAAGAUAUAAAACUGUUGGAAAAUGUGACUCGGGAACAAAAUGAGUUAUUAAAGAUAGUCAUAAAACAGACUAAUGAAUGCGAUGAGGAAAUAGAAAAUUUGAAGCAGAUGUUAAAUAAUUAUUCAGCUGAAUUCUCCCAUGAACAUAUGUCACCAGACCAAGCUACCAACCUGCCACAAGUACAGGGAGAAAUUGAAGGUAUGGAAAAGCAAAUUCUGAGUUUGAACCAGAAAAAGGAAGACCUGUUGGUGGACCUGAAAGCUGCUGUGCUAAACCUUCACCAGCAUUUACGGCAAGAACAGCAAGAAUCAGAAAAAGAAAUGCUGUCAGCUGGAGCAUCAGAAGAGGACGGAGUGGCUGAGAGGGAUGAUUCUGAGUGGAAGCUGAACAGAACAGGCUCCGUGACUUUCCUGCCAGUGGUUGAGGAAGAAGCAGAAGAGAGCUCCCUGAAGAGUGAAAAUGGAGAUGAGAAAGCAGAGACAUCUUCCGGGUCUUGGUCUUUACUCUGGAAGCAUGACAAGGACAUAGAGGAAGAUAGAACAUCCUCAUCCUCUGGAACGAUCAUUCAGGAGGCAGCUGGGAAAAUAAGCACAUGUGAUAGUGCCCUGGCACAAAUUCUUGUACCAGACUCACUAAACCCUGAGCAAGGCCCAGAAUUUUCCCUGAGUCCCAACCCAACAGAAGAGGGUGCCACACCUCCUAUCAAGGCCGCAGCUCUGGGCUUUUCUGACGAGCAAGGAGCUUUUGAGGCCACGGUGGAGAAACCUAGGCUAGAACCUACAGAGGUCCUCCAUGUCUGCAAGACCCAGGUGGCCGAGCUGGAGCUGUGGCUGCACCAAGCCAACGUGGCAUUCGAACCGGAAACAUUAAACGCAGACAUGCAGCAGGCGGUGGAACAGCAGCUGGCAGGGUGCCAGGCUAUGCUAACGGAGAUUGAGCACAAGGUUGCCUCUCUGUUAGAGAAUUGCAAAGGUCAGGGCCUGGGAGAUAGUGGAGCCACGCAACAGGAGGCUGAAGCGCUUUCCUUGAAACUAAAGACUGUGAAGUGCAAUUUGGAAAAAGUCCAGAUGAUGCUUCAGGAGAAAUACAGUGAGGACCAGCGUUCUACCGUUCUAAAGAAACCUCCAGAGCAUCAACAAGUUCUCCAACCAGAUAACCUUUCUGAAUUUGAAUCUGUUGUAACUGAAAGGCCACAGUUCAGCAGACAAAAAGAUUUCCAGCAGCAACAGGUUCGGGAGUUAAAUCCAACAGAACAGAAAGAUUUCAUCAAAUUCAUAGAAUUGAAUGCUAAGAAAACGUGGCUCCAGUAUUGCCAACAUGAUGAAGAUACAACUCAGAAAUCAUCCGUGAGCAAUAAGGCAUCUAGCCCCAAAAAUGAUGCUCCAGACUCGGUCUUGUCAACUCAGGGCCACAGUGGAGAUAAGUGGCAAUAUUUACAUCAUGAACUCUCGUCAAAAGUAAGGCUACCUCUACCUCAGCUUGUGGAGCCUCAGGUUGCCACAAAUAUGAGUAUUCUACCUAGUGUGAACAUGUAUAACUUUAGAUACCCAACAACUGAAGAACUGAAAACUUAUACCACCCAGCUUGAAGACCUGCGUCAAGAAGCAAAUAAUCUUCAGGCACAGGCCAUACUUGAUUUCAUUAACCCACUUUCUCCUAUAUUAAAAUGUGAGAGGUGGGCAGCAGUGGGAAGAGAGAUGGAAAACGUGGCAGAAGAAACAUGCAUAAAUUUGGAUAAAAAAUUAUUUGAACUAUUUCUGACUCUCAGUCAGUGCCUUGGCAGUGUGGAGGAGAUGCUGCAGACGCCUGGGCUCCUCAGAGAGGACGUUUGUGCCCAGCAGUUGCACUAUGAGACGCUGGCUCUUGAGUUGAAAAAACUUUACUUAGCUUUGAGUGACAAGAAGGAUGAUUUUUUGAAAGCCAUGACUUGGCCUGGCAAGAACACCAGCUUGUUCCUUGAAUGUUUUGAUAACCUCCAAGUCUACCUGGAGCACACCCAGGCUGCAGCUGCCUCUAGAAGCAGGUCCUUGAAAGCUGGCCUUGACUAUAAUCGCAGUUAUCAGAAUGAAAUAAAGCGAUUAUAUGAUCAACUUAUUAAGAAUAAAACAUCUUUACAACAGUCUUUGAAUGAAAUUAGUGGCCAGAGUAUUGAUGAACAGCUUCAGAAAGCAGAUGCAUAUACAGUGGAGCUGCAGAGCUCUGAGAGCCGAGUCGCAAAACUAAGAGAUGAAGGGGAGAGGCUUCAUUUACCUUAUGUUUUACUCCAAGAGGUUUACAAAUUAGAGGAUGUACUUGACAGUAUGUGGGGAAUCCUGAGAGCCAGGUACACAGAACUCAGCAGCCCUUUCAUCACUGAGAGCCAGCAAGAUGCUCUGUUGCAAGGCAUGGUGGAACUAGUGAAUAUCGGAAAGGAAAAGCUUGCUCACGAUCACUUACAACAAACCAAAAGUAAAGUUGCCUUACAGACUCAAAUACAAAACCACAAGCUUUUUUUCCAGAAGCUUGUUGCUGACAUGCUCUUGAUCCAGGCAUACUCCAACAAAAUGCUUCCCUCUUUAUUGCAAAAGAAAGAGACAUUUUGGGCGGAACAAGUAAAAGAAGUUAAAUUGCUAGAAGAAAAGUCACACCAACGUGGAAUAAAGCUGCAGUGUUUGUUACAGAAAUGGGGAGAAUUUGAUGAAAACUAUGCAUCUCUUGAAAAGGACCUGGAAAUUCUGGUAUCUACAUUGCCCUCUGUGAGUUUGGUGGAAGAGACAGAGGAAAGAUUAGUGGAGAGGAUUUCAUUUUACCAGCAAAUAAAAAGAAACAUUGACGAAAAGCAGGCCCGGCUGUAUCAGACUCUGAAUGCAGGCAAGCAGCUGGUGGCCUCUGUGGGCUGUCCUGAGCUAGAGGGUCAGACUGCACGACUGGAAGAGCAGUGGUUGUCCCUGAACAAAAACGUGGACCAUGAACUGCACAGACUGCAAACGCUUCUCAAGCAUCUGCUCAGUUAUAACAGAGAUUCGGGUCAGUUAACCAAAUGGUUGGAAUCUUCUCAGCAAACUCUGAAUUACUGGAAAGAACAGUCCCUGAAUGUGUCUCAGGACUUGGAUACAAUCAGGAGCAACAUAAACAGUUUUUUGGAAUUUUCAAAGGAACUGGAUGAAAAGUCCUCCUUGAAGACUGCCGUUAUAAGUACUGGGAACCAACUUCUUCACCUGAAAGAAGCUGAUACGGCUACACUGAGAGCUUCUUUAGCACAGUUUGAACAAAAGUGGACAAUGCUCAUAACUCAACUUCCAGAUAUUCAAGAAAAACUUCACCAGCUUCAGAUGGAGAAAUUGCCGUCUCGCAAAGCAAUCACAGAAAUGAUGAGCUGGAUGAACAAUGUGGAACGUCAAACUGCAGAUGAAAACUCUGAGCACUCACUGAGUUCUGCAUCUCAAGUUAAAAAUCUCCUUAAGAAGUACAAGGAGUUUAGAAUGGAAAUGGACUAUAAACAAUGGAUAGUUGACUUUGUUAACCAGUCAUUACUUCAGUUAAGCACCUGUGAUGUAGAAAGUAAGCGCUAUGAGAGAACAGAGUUUGCAGAGCACCUGGGAGAGAUGAACCGCCAGUGGCACUGGGUACACGGAACACUGAACAGAAAGAUACAACAUUUAGAACGACUUUUGGAAAGUAUCACAGAGAAUGAAAAUAAAAUACAGAUUUUGAACAACUGGAUGGAGGCACAAGAAGAGAGACUGAAAACUUUACAAAAACCUGAAAGUGUGAUCUCUGUGCAGAAGCUGCUCCUGGACUGUCAGGAUAUAGAAAAUCAACUUGCAAUGAAAUUUAAAGCCCUGGAUGAGCUGAGACAAAGUUACCUGACUUCAGAGAGUGGGACAAUGCCAUUGUUAGAAGAUACAGCAUCCAAAAUUGAUGGAUUAUUUCAAAAGAGGAGCACUGUUGUCAACCAGGUCAAUGAGCUCAAAACCUCCAUGCAGUCCAUUUUACAGGAGUGGAAGAUUUGCGAUAAACUCUAUGAUGAAGUGAACAUGAUGACAAUCCGAUUCUUGUACUGCAUGGAACACAGCAAGCCUGUGGUUUUGUCAUUGGAGGCCUUGACAUGUCAGGUGCAGAGCCUUCAGUCUCUUCAAGACGAAGCUGAGAGUAGUGAAGGGAGUUGGAGGAAACUCCAGGAGGUUAUUGGAAAACUCAAAGGUUACUGCCCCUCAGUUGCUGAAAUAAUUGAAGAGAAAUGCCAAGAUACUCAUACAAGGUGGACCCAGGUAAAUCAAGACAUUGCCGACCAGCUGCAGAAGGCCCAGAGUCUGCUACAGCUCUGGAAGGCCUAUAACAGCGCUCACGCUGAAGCUGCAGCAAGGCUGGAGCAGCAGGAAGCGAAGUACCGACAGCUCGCAAACAUCAACAUGUCUGGAAACAACCUGGCAGAGAUCCUGACCCCCGCCCUGCAGGACAUAAAGGAGCUGCAGCAUGAUGUGCAGAAGACAAAAGAAGCCUUUCUCCAAAAUUCCACUCUCCUGGAUCGACUCCCACGGCCCACAGAGUCCAAUACCAGCGUGCUCCUCUCUGGUCAGCUGCACUCCCUCCAGAGGGCUUCUUACCUGGAAAAGAUGCUGCUUGUGAAAGCAAAUGAAUUUGAGGUGGUUCUAUCACAGUUCAAAGAUUUGGGGGACCAGUUGGAAUCUUUAAAACGUCUUAUUAUGCAUGAAGAAGAAAAUUUGGAUAAACUGUAUCAGCAAGAAAAAGAAGAAAAUCCUGACUUACUCCUGAAUCAUGUGCUGACACUGACAGCCCAGUCACCUGACAUAGAACACUUGAAUGAAGUAAGCCUCAGGCUCCCGCUCAGUGACAUCGCUGUAAAGACAUUACAAAACAUGAACCGGCAAUGGACUCGGACUACGGCGAAAGCACUGGAACGCUGCAGUGAGCUUCAGGGAACUGGAUUGAAUGAAAAGUUUCUUUAUUGCUGUGAAAAGUGGGUCCAACUUUUGGAGAAAAUAGAAGAGACGCUCAAGGCAAAUAUUGCUGACAGCCUUCCAGCUCUCCUGGACCAGCAGAAAACAUAUGAGAUGUUAGAAGCUGAAGUUUCUAUAAACCAGACAAUUGCUGAUUCCUACGUCACCCAGUCCUUACAACUCCUGGACACGACAGAAAUCGAGAAGAGACUGGAAUUUGUUUCGAAAUUCACGAGGCUGAAAGAUCAGUGGCAGAGUGCUGCCCAGGGCAUUCGGCAGAGGAAGAGCGACAUCGAUGGGCUGGUGAAGCAGUGGCGGUACUUCACGACCUCCGAGGAGCACGUGCUCCGCUUCCUCACCGAUACCAGCCACCUGCUGUCUGCAGUGAAGAGCCCGGAUUGCUACAGCCUCUCCCAAACUAGGAGCCUGAUCCAUGAGCUGAAGAAUAGAGAAAUUCAUUUUCAGAGAUGGCAGACUACCUAUGCACUAACCUUGGAAGCUGGGGAAAAGUUACUGAACACAACUAACCUGGAAACCAAGGAGUCAAUUGACAAGAGAAUCAGUCAACUUCAGGACAACUGGAAGGACACAAAGCUCCAAGUAGGAGAGAUGAUUAAACAGUUCCAGAGCAUUGUAGAGACCUGGGACCAGUGUGAAAAGAAAAUCAAGAAGUUGAAAAGCAGGCUGCAAGUUUUAAAGGCACAAAGUAAAGAUCCUCUUCCAGAACUUCAUGAGGACCUCCAUAAAGAAAAAGAGCUGAUUAAGGAACUAGAGAAGUCUUUGGCUAACUGGAUUCAGAACUUAAAAGAACUUCCCACUAUGAAGACCGACCUAACCCAGCACAUUCUUGUGGAGGACAUGAUGGUUGUAAAGGAGCAAAUAGAGCAUUUGCACAGACAAUGGGAGGACCUCUGCUUAAGGGUGGCUAUACGCAAACAGGAGAUUGAAGACAGACUCAAUUCAUGGAUUGUGUUCAAUGAAAAAAAUAAAGAGUUGUGUGCAUGGCUGGUGCAGAUGGAAAACAAAGUUCUACAGACAGCAGAUAUUAGUAUUGAAGAGAUGAUUGAAAAGUUACAGAAGGACUGCAUGGAAGAAAUAAACUUGUUUAGUGAAAACAAGUUACAGUUAAAGCAAAUGGGUGACCAGCUGAUCCAGGCCAGCAACCAGACGAGAGCAGCCGAGAUCGAUGACAAGCUCAGCAAAGUUAACGACCGCUGGCAACAUCUUUUUGAUGUCAUUGGAUCAAGGGUGAAGAAGCUGAAGGAGACCUUUGCUUUUAUUCAGCAGUUAGACAAAAACAUGAGCAACCUUCGCACCUGGUUGGCUCGAAUUGAGUCUGAGCUCUCUAAGCCCGUGGUUUAUGACGUCUGUGAUGAUCAAGAGAUCCAGAAGAGGCUCGCCGAGCAGCAGGACCUGCAGCGAGACAUUGAACAACACAGUGCGGGGGUGGAGUCCGUGUUUAACAUCUGUGAUGUCCUACUGCACGACUCCGACGCCUGUGCCAAUGAGACCGAGUGUGACUCCAUCCAGCAGACCACCAGAAGCCUGGACAGACGCUGGAGGAACAUUUGCGCCAUGUCCAUGGAGCGGCGAAUGAAAAUUGAGGAGACAUGGCGCCUGUGGCAGAAGUUUUUAGAAGAUUACUCUCGCUUUGAGGACUGGCUCAAGUCAGCCGAGAGGACAGCAGCCUACCCGAAUUCCUCAGAGGUGCUGUACACAAAUGCCAAAGAAGAGCUGAAGAGGUUUGAGGCCUUCCAGCGGCAGAUCCAUGAGCGGCUCACGCAGCUGGAGCUCAUCAACAAGCAGUACCGGCGGCUGGCCCGGGAGAACCGCACUGACACGGCCAGCAAACUGAAGCAGAUGGUCCACGAGGGCAACCAGCGCUGGGACAACCUCCAGAAGCGGGUCACAGCUGUCCUGCGGAGACUCAGACAUUUCACCAACCAAAGGGAAGAAUUCGAGGGGACCAGGGAGAGCAUUCUCGUGUGGCUCACGGAGAUGGACCUGCAGCUGACCAAUGUGGAGCACUUCUCGGAGAGCGAUGCCGACGACAAGAUGCGCCAACUGAACGGUUUCCAACAGGAAAUUACAUUAAAUACCAACAAGAUUGACCAGCUCAUUGUGUUUGGGGAGCAGCUCAUUCAGAAGAGCGCGCCCCUGGAUGCCGUGCUGAUUGAGGACGAGGUGGAGGAGCUCCACCGGUACUGCCAGGAGGUGUUUGGCAGGGUCUCCCGCUUCCACCAGCGGCUCACCUCCCACGCACCGGGCUUGGAAGAUGAAAAGGAGGCCUCUGAGAAUGAAACGGACAUGGAAGACCCCAGAGAGAUCCAGACUGACGCUUGGCGUAAAAGGAGAGAGAAGGAGGAGCCCUCGUGUCCUCAGUCCCUUUGUCCUCUGGUGCCCCCGGCACCGGGGCCCGAGCGGUCUGGCUGUGAGACCCCUGUCAGUGUGGACUCCAUCCCUCUGGAGUGGGAUCACACAGGUGACGUGGGGGGCUCCUCCUCUCACGAAGAAGACGAGGAGGGUCCAUACUACAGUGCGCUGUCAGAUGUAGAAAUCCCUGAAAAUCCUGAGGCAUAUCUUAAAAUGACCACAAAAACUUUGAAAGCGUCUUCUGGUAAAUCCAUUUCUGAGGGCCACUCGUGGCAUGUUCCUGACAGUCCUUCCUGUCCCAAGCAUCGCUACAAACAAGUGGGAGGUGAUAGGAAUGUACAACCCGUCCCCUCAGAUUCCAGCACCCCUUACAAACUAGGCUAUGUCAAGCUGCUGUUAUCUCCAGGCACUGAUGGUGGCAAAGAAGGCUCACAAGCCUUGAAUGGCAGCCCACAGCAGGAAGACAAAGGGCUGGCUGGUCUACCUGGGCAGCAGUCAGGUGCUUUUGACAGAUGGGAGCUGAUUCAAGCACAAGAACUUCACAAUAAACUCAGAAUAAAACAAAACUUGCAGCAGCUUAACUCUGAUAUCAGUGAUAUCUCCACUUGGCUGAAAAAAACAGAAGCAGAGGUAGAAACAUUGAAGAAGGCAAAGCCUGCGGAUAUUUGGGAAAUGGAACUCAGAGUGAAGAAACUGAAGGAGAUAUUAAAAGCCUUUGAGACCUACAAGGCUUUAGUGGCCUCUGUCAAUGUGAACAGCAAGGAAUUUCUACAAACCAAGAGCGCCGAAGCCAAAGAGCUCCAGGGCAGAGUCGGCCAGCUGAGCCUGCACUGGGACGCGGCGCAGGGCGCGGUGGAGAGCUGGAGAGAGGGCUUACGGCAGUCACUCAUGCAGUGCCAGGACUUCCACCAGUUGAGUCAAAAUCUGCUACUGUGGUUAGCGAGUGCCGAGAGCCGGAGACAGAAGGCCCGUGUCACUGACCCAAAGGCAGCCCCCCAGGUUCUCCUGGAGCGUCAGGAACAACUAAUGCAACUGGAAAAGGAGCUGGUGGAACGUCAACCUCAAGUAAACUCAUUACAAGAGAUUUCAAACAGCCUUCUUAUUAAGGGGCAUGGAGAUUAUAUUGAAGCUGAAGAGAAGGUACAUGUUAUUGAGAAGAAACUCAAACAGCUACUUGAGCAAGUGUCCCAAGACUUAAUGUCCUUACGGAGAAGCCAGAACCAAGACUCGUCUCUGCCUGGCUUGGACGAGGUAGAUGCUGGAGACCAGCCUCUCGCAGCAUCUGUGCCAGCUCCCCAAGCGAAGCAGUUUGGAGCAGAGAGAACUACAAAAGACAAGAACAAGACAGACAGCAGGGCACCCAGCUCGGCGGGCCCCGGCAGCUCAGUGCCUCAGCGCUCCUUCCUCUCCCGGGUCAUCAGGGCGGCGCUGCCCCUGCAGCUGCUCCUGCUGCUGCUGCUGCUCCUGGCCUGCCUGCUGCCCUCCUCCGAAGAGGACUACAGCUGCACUCAGGCCAACAACUUUGCGCGGUCCUUCUACCCCAUGCUGAGGUACACCAACGGGCCGCCCCCCACAUAGAGGGCUCAGCCCGGCCUGCAGUGCCACACCACCAGCCCGUUUACUCAGGUGCCCACCUCGUGGCCCAGACCAACCUGUGAGUGACUGAGCAUUGGCACGGUCCAGGGACCUGCUGUGGACUCCUCGCUCUGGGCUUGGCCAGAGAGGGCUCUCUCGGAACCCAGGACAGGGAAGCUGGGAGCAGCUGCCCCGGGCACUGUGGCAAUGCUCGUUGAUUGGUUUCAGGAUCUCUGGAAACUGCAGUUUCCUGACGAGCCGAGCACUUUGUGAAUUCUGAUUUAUUUGUAAAACCACAUUAUUAAAAUGUAGCAAAUAUGGUCAGUGAACAGUAGUGUUCAUCACAUACAAUAUAUAUUAUAGAAACAAGCAAGCAGGUGCCACCUUAGAAAUGGUUCAGAAAUUCACAUGCAUGCUGGGCUGAUUGAUUGAAACAAUCGUAUUUAAAAUGUUUAGAAUUAAUUUUACUCCAAUCAGAUAGCCAUCUUGAGCUACAACUUAUAAACCAAAAUGUUCUGUUCAGUACCUACGUCUGCUCUUUUAUAUGCUUUAAAUUUUUAAAGAAAUUAUAUUGCAUGGAUGUGGUUAUUUGUGCAUAUUUUUUAACAAUGCUGAAUCUGUAUGAAUAAUGUAAACAUUGAUUUUUUUAAAAAAAAUCAGAUUUUAGCUUGAGCUUUUGACUAAUGUACAGUAAAUGCCAAACUACAGACUUUGUAGGGACAUUUUUUUUGUAAGUUAAUUUUAUAAGACUUUUCACAUUUAAAGUGAUGCUUCAGGUUUUGUUGAACUGUUUGGCCACAGGGGGUUGGUACAGAAACUUGAAGCUGUUUGUGGUAUGUACAACGUAGAUGUUUCUCAUUAAAACAAACAAACAAAAAAAAA